CACAGCGACUGAAAAAUUCACCAAACAGAUUCAUAGAAACGUGAGACUUAAGAAGAAGAACAAACAACUGAAAUGCGAUCGUUUACUUCGACCCAGUCAUUCUAAUGUCUUCUCUCUCUCCAAAAGAGGGAUAGAACCACCAUGCCAGUUCCUCCCAAACCCAUCAACACCUUCACCAUAACCAUCAUGGUCACCUUCGCCUUUUUCCUCCUCUUCUUCUCCGGCUUCCUCCAAUUCCCCUCCGUCUCCUCCUCUUUCCCUCCCAUCAGUCGCUCCAUCUCGCCGCAGGCCGCUGAACCUUUCACUGAUCUCGUGGGGGCCUUCAGGAAAUGGGACUCGCAAGUGGGUUGCGCACGCUUCAAAGAUAAACCAAACGGGUUGCCCUUAAACCAGUCAAAGGUCUCAUCUUUGCAGGAGAUUGGAAACUGUGCGGGGUUGAAACUGAACCAUGUCAGUGUCUUGGUUAAAGGGUGGACUUGGAUUCCUGAUAACUUGGAUAACUUGUAUUCGUGCACUUGUGGGUUGAGCUGCUUGUGGACCAAAUCGCCUGUUCUCGCCGACAAGCCUGAUGCCUUGCUGUUUGAAACAACCACGCCUCCGGUUCAGAGACGCACGGGAGAACCACUUCGUGUAUAUAUGGAUCUUGAAGCUGGCAGAAGAAGAUCAGGUCAAGAGGAUAUAUAUAUUAGUUAUCAUGCUGAAGAUGAUGUACAGUCAACCUAUGCUGGUGCACUCUUUCACAGUGGUCGAAACUACCACGUCUCCAGUGAUAAAAACAGAGAUAUACUAGUUUAUUGGUCUUCAUCACGGUGUCUUUCUCAAAGGAAUGAACUUGCCAAGAAGCUCCUGAGCUUAUUGCCGCAUCAUUCAUUUGGCAAGUGCCUAAAUAAUGUUGGUGGUCUUGACGCUGCUCUUUCUCUUUAUCCCGAAUGUGCAAACGAUGCCAAUGUUACCCCAAAAUGGUGGGAUCAUUUACAUUGUGCCAUGUCUCACUACAAGUUUGUUCUUGCCAUUGAGAACACUUUUACUGAGAGUUAUGUAACAGAGAAGUUAUUCUAUGCCUUGGACUCUGGUGCAGUUCCAAUCUAUUUUGGUGCACCAAAUGUCAUGGAUUUCGUUCCUCCACAUUCAAUCAUAGAUGGUAGAAAGUUCAAGUCAUUGGAAGAGUUGGCCUCGUACGUGAAGGCAGUUGCUAACGACCCAGUUGCCUAUGCGGAAUACCAUGCAUGGAGAAGGUGUGGUGUGCUGGGAAACUAUGGAAAAACCCGAGCCAUGAGCCUUGACACAUUGCCAUGCCGAUUGUGUGAGGUUGUUAGCAGAAGAGGUGGAAGAAAUGCAAGAAGAUAGGUUAACUGCUUCAGAGAAAUAGAUACAUUGGAUUUAGGCUUGCGACUUGUAUAGAGGCACAUUGCUUGUUUCUCUGAGCUAAGUAACAUUGAACUAUAAAGGAAACAAAAUCAGAAAGGCUUAGCACACAUGAUGAUGACAAAUAGUAUGAAUUAUAUUCCAUUUGUUUUGUUCCA
Messenger RNA from Vigna angularis (adzuki bean), 1523 nucleotides. RefSeq names its product alpha-(1,4)-fucosyltransferase. Gene Ontology annotation, cellular component: membrane. Gene Ontology annotation, molecular function: alpha-(1->3)-fucosyltransferase activity. The coding region runs from base 142 to 1347 and encodes 401 amino acids. The record is from RefSeq and is a predicted model, not a curated record. NCBI's taxonomy places the organism in Eukaryota, Viridiplantae, Streptophyta, Magnoliopsida, Fabales, Fabaceae. The transcript has 3 exons.